GUCAAAAGAUAUAUUUGUAUUCUAUGAUUUAGAGUAUUACAAUUAUGAUCGUGUGACCACAGUCGUAUAAGACCGUUUAUAUUUUAUAUGACUAUAAUUGCAACAUUCGAAUACUUCUUCAUUUGCGCACGCGCGCAGGAAGUUUAGUAAUAACAGGUACACUUUCCCUAGGGGAAAGAUAUCUUUCCUCUGGAACAUUUCGGGAAUUUGCGUUUUAUUAACUACUAGAGUAUACAUAAUGUAAAAACUUAAUAAACUUGAAUUAAAAAUAUCGUACAUUCGUGCGCGGUAUUUAAUGUUCUUAUUUAACACACUUGACUAUAGUAUCAUAUGUGGUUAUAUACGCAUAUGUAACGUAUAUAUAUAAUAACUAUAUAACCAUAGUUCCAUCUAUAUUCUGUUCGUGUUCUGUUCUCUCAUAGUACUGUCGUUAAUGUGCAUUGUGAGUUUGUGAGAUGCUAGCCAGCUACGUUUAAAGAAAGCAUAGGUUGGUGUGGGUGUGCAACUGCUGGAAGGCAGCCGCACAAGUGAAAGGGUGAUGGCAAGGAGGAGUGGUGAUUUUCAGUGAUCUUUAACAAAUGGCUCUGUCCGAAGUGCACAAUUUGGCUGCAAUUAUCAGCAACAAUGGUUUUACUGUUAGCAAGAAUAAUGUGGUUGACCGCAAUAUCAACAUGUUGGAACCACGAAACAGUUAUCCAGCUGACAGAUGUAAUACAGAAUAUAAUUAUUGGAACUACGACUUAAUGGAAUGUAAUACACAAAAAAAUAUGAAUGUAGAAGAUGAAGAUAGUCAGGAUUUAAACAAUCCUAUGGUCAAUGAUUUAGUGUCAAAAAUUCUUGAUGAUGAUUCAAUUGUUGGUGACAACGCUCACAAUAUUAGUUAUAAUGGCAAUAUUCAAUAUUAUUCAGAUACUCAAUCCUGUAUUAUGGAAAAUAGUACAGAUCCUAAUUUUACUAUGGAUCGUUUCAACAUGCAUUCAACAUUUAAUAAAUUGCAGAAUAAUGUUUCUAAUAAUGUUAAACCUGAAUGUAAUUAUAACAAUCUCUGUGGAGAACUCAAAACAUUGAGUCUCAAUACAUGUGUAGGACAAGUAUCAGAUCAAGGAAAUUUAUAUAACAAUGGGAUUGGUGCAUAUCCUAAUACGUAUCCUUCUGAUUCACAAUCGUAUGUAUUACGUCCAAAUAGUGAAAAUUGCUGUGUUAGUGGAAAUACUAUGCCUUUAUGCAAUGAUUUAUUAACAACUACAAAUGAGACAAACACAAGUAAACAGUCUAACUGGACAGAAAAUUUAUCAACACCAGGAUGCACAUCAGAUCUAUUUGGAAAUUAUCAGCGAAUACAAAAUUGCACAAACCCAGAUCUUAAUUUGAACAUGGCUCUAACAUUGGCACUAGAUUCACCUGAUCCAAUUACUCUGAAUGAAUUGGAAUAUCAUAAUAAUAUUGGACAGAAUGGAACUGCUAAUACAUAUAAUAAUCCAACACCUUCUAUGCAUGAAUUAUACAGCAUGACUGCCAAUAAUCAAAGUUAUAGACCAAGUUCAGCAAUGACUGAUUUGAGUAUUGAUUCUGGCUUUCUUUCAAAUUCUCCAUUACAACAUUUUUCUCCGGCUGAUACAAAUUUGCAUAAUUGUUUUGGGAAUAAUAUACAACGGAGUAAUGCUAAUGAUUAUAAGGAUUUACAUGACUCAAGUAGAUUAAGCAUGGCAAAUAUCUCCAUACCAAAUGAGCAACUUCAAUUUUUGCAACAACAAGCUCGUAGCUACAAGUUAAAUCAAGCUGUGGACCAAGAAUUUAAACAACUAAUCGACUAUUAUCCAAGUGUAAGCGACUUCACCACAUCAUCGAUUAAUAAUUUAGACACAAACGAAAAUUGUCUUACUAAUAAUGAUUAUAGAAUUGAUAAUAAUUUACUGAAAAUUAUCAGUCCAAAAUCAAAGACUAUUGAAUCUAAGACAUAUUCACCAAUUGGAUUUCCAAAAAAUCUAAGUUCGCGUAACACCCACCAGUCAAUUGCAAAAUAUGGAUAUCACAAUUAUCAACAUUACACUGCCAAUAACGGCGAGACUUUAAAAAUGUUACCACAAAGUUCCACAUCUUAUCAGGACUUGAAGCAGCCUAAUAGUACUAAUACCUAUAAGAUGGAAGGAUUUGAUCUUACCAAAGAUAUAGCUUUUCCUUCAGUAAGUCAUCUGACUAAUCAAAUCGCAGGGUCUUCAGUGAACAAAGAUACUUUUAAUUAUCUCAUGAAACAACGACAUCACAUGCCAAGAAUACAAAAUAGUCCUGGUAUUCCAUCUGCUGAUGUCCUCUUUAAUUCAGGAAUAGUACCAAAUCCUGGUACAGUAAGAUCUGGAGUAUUCCCACCAGUAAUGCCAGUUCCUGUACCACUUCCAGUUCCACGUCUAUUUUCUGUACUCUAUGGUGGAGGCCUGAGCCUUAGAAAUGGAAGUGGAGCAGCUAGACGUACAGCACCUUCAAGCAUAUUGCACUUCAGACUAGAGCAAACUUACGAACAAUUUAAACAAUUAGAGAAAGAACGAAAGAAAUGUGAAGCUGGGUUAGCUGCUCAUUUUCCUGGCAAGAGAGUGACAAGUGCAAAUAAUAUACCUAUUCCUCGCCUUCAAGGAAAUCCAUCACGUGUCGAUCGUUUAAUCAUUGAUUAUUUGAGGGAGCAUGCACGCGUCAUAACUUUGAUUGCAAAGAUGGAACGUUUGCGUGGGACCACGAUGAAUCAACGCGUGCAUAAAGCUAUGGAGUAUUGGUUAGAAGCAAUAAAAUUUGUCCAAGAAUGUCGUAAACGAGAAAUCGCAAAUGCUACUAAACGCCAGAAAGAGAACCCACCGUGCAUUCUUGUAUACAACGAUAAUGAUAUAUUAACAUUGGCAGCCAGUGUCUACGAAUUGACGAAGGCAUCUCGAUAUGCAAGAACUGGUAUGUAUAACGCAUUACAAGCUACAUUAUUAUAUGAUUUGGAUAUAGAAAAGAAAGUCGUGGAAACUUCUAAAGAUCCAGUUCUUGUGAUAAAACGUAAUGAAAGUCAGAUAGCAGGUGACGUUGGCGAUUAUUCAAACUGUACCUAGCAAGAUUUUGAAAGCCGCUUUUCCAUUUUGUGCGACAAAACAUAGAUCCAGUCCAGCAGCUUUUUACUUACGUAUUCUGCGUUACGUUAAUGAAAAGCUUUUGCUGGCGUUUAUCAUAAUUUUAUCGCUGAGACAAAAAAAUGCCGCCCACUAAUUGCGAAGUUUUCAAAGCAUCAUACGGAAAAGUACGCGUACUUGCGUCGAAAUAGGAAAAUCGUAUGCGUGUCUACUUUUUACAAGUUAAUAUUAUAGGAACUCCAUAGUUUUCUACUGUACAUAUUUUUAUCCUACAGUCUUGAGAGUGUCAGUUCUCGGUAUACAAUACUUGUGAUCCAGUUAUCUAUCGUACAUAUGUCGCACUUUCAAGUGAUUUUGCUUGUUCUUUGCUAAUGUACUAAUGAAAAGAAAACUUACGAACGUCGAUAUUUUUAUCUUUGGGUAUGUUGUCUUGCGUAUUUCACAUUGCCAAAGAUAAUCAUUUCAAAUUUAUUGAGGAUCCGAUACUCGUAGAAAGGAAAAACGGAGAACAAGAUUGCUCAGACGUACUAAAAGAAAUAUAAAAAAAGAAAAAAAGAAAAAGAGAAAAAAGGAACGUUCGCCAGAAUCUCCGACUAUUACUCGUUUGCGUAUGUGUCAUAGGCUAGAUAAUAUAGGCUAAAUUUUAUCAAUAUAUUUGUUCAGAGUGCUAGGCAGUAAUUUCUUAGACUAGUUCAAUGUGGCCUUCCUUAAAUGUGUGACCCAAGAUGUAUAUCAGGUAGUCAAAAUACAUCUCGAAAACUUCGAAUAUUUCGAAAAAUUGAAGAUGCGAUGCGGCAAUUUAAAUUUCAGAUCGGGUGAGCUUUUCUCAAUCUGUGAAAUAUGUGUAGCCUUUGAUCUGAUUCGGUAUAUAGAUAUAUAUAUAUAAUAGAUAUAUAUACAACGCAAAUGAUGUCCAUUAUACUACACAUAAAUCUUUGUUAAAAGAGAGGACUUUUCUAACGCAUACUCGCUACACGCAUACACAAAAGCGUGCUCUGGCGUAACAUUUACGCACAGCACAUAGUCACAGUUACGUGUAAAAUAAAAUACAAAAUAUUCGUGUAUAUAAUUACACACAUAUACGUGGGAUAUUAUAUAUGUACGUAUACCUAUACGUAUACAUGUCUAUGUGUGUACGUGCACAUACCUAUGUGCAAGUAUACGUACAACUUGUAUAAGGUAUAUAGAAAAUUUUUAACGUGCAUACGUGAGACACAAAACUAUUCCUACAUACUUACUACAUGUACGUUCUAGGCAAGUUAAUUAGCUCUAUAACGGCCGACUUGCAAAGUUCAGCAUUUCCUCUACUCAAUAUUGAGUAAUCUCUUUCAUACUGAUGAUUUGUCAAGCUCAGGAUAUUUUAACGUUCCAACGUGCGUAUGUACAAUUUCGUACGAAUUCGUUUUAUUAUAAUUUAAGCCGCGAUAUAAUCGCGCAAGUUCGAGCUCCACGAAAGCAUCGAACGUCGUUCCGUUCUACGUUCUUGAGAUGCUUGAACGACGAUUAUUUCCGUAUUCCUAUGAAAUUAUAAAACAGGUAUUCGCACAACGACGAGCAAGAGUACUCCGUAUUAGAAAAAAAAAGGGGGGGAAAAAAGAAAAUGUGAAUCUAUAUAGUGUCCAACACGUAGAGAUGACAGUAUGACGAGAUAACGAAACUUAGGUGCAACAUUUUUGCUGUCUGAAGGUCUAACUUUCUUAAUAUCUAAGCUGUAUCAAUCGGCCUGUAUUGUGAUUAGAAAUACUCAUAAAAUCGGUUGUUGGUUAUCGAAUAUCGGUGAAGCUUUAAUAUAAUCAUCUCUGUACAUAUGUCCGUUAACUCCCAUUUAAGCUGCAUUGUGUACGUAGUGAUUCCCAAUGAUAAAAGGGGGAGAAAAACGGUGUGUUGGAUUAAUUUCUCCGGUACUUCUAUAUCAAUCUUAGGCAGGAGAGACAUUAGUAGCGAAGUAUUUAAUUUAGUUUCUAGCGAUAGUUGUUGUUAUGGAUACAAUUUUCUGGCUGUCUUUGUUGCCGAUCACAUUAACGAAAUAACGUUUCAGAUUUUCGACUACAUUGUUCCUCUAUAUUGGCGCGUUUCGCAAAAUUCUUGAAGCUUUACAAAAAGAUUUUAUAUCGGUAUCGUAUUUCUCCUUUGCUCGAGACCACUCGCGUAUCGACUGAUAAUUUUAUCAAUUAUAUCUAUUUAUUUUUACAACUUGAAAGAUACAAAUUUGAAUUUCACCGAUGGAAACGUGAUUUUUAAAGAAUGACUAUUAUGUAACGUGAAACUGAGUUUCUUGAUUGUUUUAGCCACUUGGACGAACGCGUUUUCAUACGGGUCGGUAUCGAGGAAGCAGAAAUAAAGUUUAUUGACUUUACACGUAGACACAAAGUUUCAAACGAUAUAAUUACAUGGUGAAUUAUUAAAAGGAAGAUAUAGGAGGCGUCGCGUCUUCGAACUUACUGUACUGAAAUGAAAGCAAUCGCUCGGCUGCAAAGACAAGCUUUUAACGGAGAAGGGCCCGGUACUAUCCAGUCUUGCGAAAGGUGCAAGAUAUACAUACAGACUGUUAACUCGCUUUUACAUAGCGCUUACACAUAAUCAUUGGGGACCAUGUCGAGCAUCGUCUCCACGUAUAUCAGCAUAUCUGUGAACCUCAUUUUUCAUUAACACGAAGGGACAUUUGCAUUUCUUCGCAACUUCGUUGUUUGUCUUUCCUUCUUCUUUGUUUCUUUCCUUCUUUCUCUUUUCCUCUUUUCUUCCUCACUUAUUCGUUUCAUCUAAUUUCAGGAGUGGACAGUACGUGAACUUAAAACCCAUUACCUUUACGUUGAUGCUCUUUCGUUUACGUUUCACUUUGUCCCCUGCUCUUUUCUUCCCUUCUCUGAAAACGACGAAGGCAACGAAGGAGAGACGCGUGUGGUCUGGAAGAGAGUCACACGGCGACGUUCGCUCUCUUCUUUUUUCUUUUCCAUUUCAAUAAUCAAACGGGACAAACGAUGAAACACGUGUCCGGGGACGUGUCGAAAGUAUAGUCUUAGCGAAAAUUUAAUGGGAACGUAAGAAAGAAAAAAGAAAAAAAUACGAAAAAUAUAUGUCUUUGUUAGGGUAAGGUAGAUUGCCGAAUGGCUCAUUAAAAAAAGGAGUUGGUACAAUGAAAAAGGAAAAAGAUUACUUUUGCUUGCGUUAUGUACAUCCAAGAACGUGAUAAAGGGAAACGAGUUUUUAUAGCUCUGUUUAGGCUGAAGAAGAAAGCAAGCAGUGCUUUACAGAAUUUCCUUCCGCAUUUGUCAACGUGUUUAUAUUGUAACUGUGAUAUAUAUAAUGCCAAUUUGUACAUAACUUAACGCCGAGGAACUUACUCUCGCGGUAAGAACACGAUGAACGCAGUCAAAUCUUGUUACUUUCUUCUUCUUUAACGUCGACGUUUCUUUCCUGUUCUCGACAUUUUCGCUUCAGCCAGUUGCUUUUACCGCUGUUCUACGCUAUAACUUGGAAUGUGAUAUCGAUAGAUAAAUAUACACGUCCAAUUAUAACUGUGAGGUAUCGGCUAGAAACAUUCUCUUCGAAAAAUUUUGAAACCAUCGAGAUAUACGUUGGCGAUAUUCGCGCUCAUAUCGCGAAUCGUUUUUUAAUAAAUGUUUCAUUUAACAUUUAACCCAUGGUACUUAGCCAGAACAAUUGCCAAUAUCGUGCAAUCAUCCGAAUUAUCUAUGCUAGUACACUCGAUCUCUUCAAAGGCUUCUUGUAGCUUUCGUGAAUAAAGUGUCGCGAUAUAAUUUUUCUCGCUAUUUCUUCUAGUCUAAAAAACGUUAUGUGAUAACCCAUUUUCUUUUUUUUUUUUUUUAAAUAUUCAUGUUCGACUUCGGUUUGCAUUUUAUCAACGUUUCAAUUUAUCAAUAAGUAAGACAGUAAAAUGUCCAUUAUCUGAACUAAGUACAGGAGACAAAAGCGUUUGGAAAAAUAAAUAUUCACAUAAUAAUCAGUAUUUAGCAUAUCGGUUUGCGUACUAUCGUUAAGACGAGGUUGUAAUUUAUAUAUUCGGUAUAAUAUGAAAAUUUAUCGGUAUUAUUCAAUUCUAAAUGUUUCAGACAAAAUGAAAAAAUAUGAAACUUAUGAAUCUUAAACGUCUAUUUGGUUCAACGUACAUAAAUUUUCUAUCGAAAAUAUGAAUACCGUGGCACGUAAUUGAUUUAAAAUAUUUUGAACGAUAACUUCGAAUAUUCGUAAGAGAAUGUUUAGACAAAGGAAAUUCUACUGUGCACGGUCCAUUAUCUUUUGCCAUUUCUAUCGCGAUAUCUAUCCUAAUUUCCAAUACGCAUACGUAAUUCAUAGGAAGCUGUUAACGUAAAAGGAUAAUAAUACGAUAUGAAUAAUGAUUAUGUUAUUUUUCACGUUGAUCAGCAUACUGCAUUGUUCGUCGCGGAAACAUUGGAAUCUCGUUAAUCGUAACACAGAGAAGCGGAUGCUUUUUAUCAAAAUUCUGUAAAAUUAUAGGAAAUAUCUUUUGCCAGCUGCAACUUCUUCAAACGUUGCGGAUGAAUUUCACUUGCAUAGAAAAAGGAGAAUAGAAGAGAUCACUUAAGAAAGAGUAGCGCCAUUUGCAUUCGUCCAGCUUCUUCUAUGCGUGUACAACUUCUGUUUUCUUCUUCCUGUUGGAAAAGAACACGAAUGAAGCUUUCUCUCGCGUGAAGUUACAUAUUAUAUAUAUAUACAUAUUAUAUGUGCAUGCGCACGUAUUCAGUGAUUACCUCGUAUCGUAUUUACCUUACGCAGCAUCAUUAAGAAUAGGAACACUAUCUGUACAGAUACGUGUUUGACAAUCCUAUUUAAAUUUGCAUGUGAUAUUAUAAACUACCUAUAAUAGCUAAAUAUAUAUGUAUCCAGCGCGUGUACAUGUACUGGUACAGGUUGUUUCACUGAUAUCGCUAAUGAUACUUUUCUUUCAAAUGAACCUUUUUGUUCCAUUGAACUUUCGACCGUAAACGUCCGAGUUGCUUCUAAUUGAAAUAGUCGGUGAAAUUUCGGUUUCGGAGAAAAUGAUUGAAUUUUUAUAAAUCGAGAUUAUUUCCGAUUCGGACAAUCAGUUUGUGUGUUGAAAUUAACACGCGUUAUAAUCAAUAAAUAAAAAGAAAUCGCAUGAAAAAGCAGGUUUUAUCGGAUUAGUUGCAUACUGGUACAAGUAUGUCUGAUAAUAUACUGUCUGUUUCUCCUUGCUACCUGAUCUCUUGCCAGUCUUCUCUUACAUUAGGUCUUCUCGCGCUGCUAUAUUUUGCAGUUUUGUACAUACUUGUACUUUACCUAACGUUGAUAUUAUUUACCGAAUAAUUCGAUGUGUCGUAAAAGCUAAAAUUACGUUCUAAGUAAUAAAAGGUAUGCGUGUGUAUGCGUGUAUGUGCGUGCGUGUAAAAUUAGCGAAACAUCCUGUACAUUCCGUAUAUGUACGUUCACAUGCUCGUGUAUGUGAGUAUACAACUAAUUUUGCGAACGCUCACGAGGCAACAAGGAGUUACAUAGGAAAAGUCUUAAUCGUCCAUACAGAGAUGUAUAUAAAGCAGACAAAGUAAUAACGAAGAGAAGUAGACAAGAAACCGACCAAUGUUUAACUCACGAGACUCUCAAGACGUUAAGUGGGUAUUCAUAAGACUCAACUAUUUCUUUGCCGAUAGAUACAUAGGAUGUUAAUCGCGAAAUCGUUCCGCUUAUAUUGCGAUAAUAUUCGCCCAAAAUUCCGAAUGAUAAUUAGGAUCAGUACAGGGUCCGGAUAAUUCAUUUUCAAUCGUAUAAGUAAUCGCUAUACGAAUUAACUUAGCGCGCAACACUAGACAGUGUUUAAUUUCGUUUAUUACGUAUUUUGUACGACUGAUAUCGAGGUCAGUAUCGAUUUUUGUGUUCAAUUUUUUUCUUUUUUCUUUCUUUCAAACGUACAAUUCAAUUUUAUAAAUCGUUAGUGUUUUAUAAUUUGACGUGAUUCGUCUUCGAUCGUCUAAUUUCGAGAUACACUCCGAAAACGCGUGUUCUACGAUCCUUCUUAUCUUAGUAUUCCUCGUUUGAUUAGAAUUUCGAAAUAGAACAGGCAAUAUUAAAUAUCGUUGUCACCUUGGAUUUUCAAUUUUCUAAUGUACAAUUUUCACUUAUCGAAUUUACGAUUGCAUUUCCCUUUUCCUUCAAGCUUAUUCCAUACGCUUACGUUAAUCUCGAAUAGUAUUCAUUUCAUUCAUUGCUGACGUUUAAACAAAAAGCUGUCGAACAACUAGCCAUUUUUCCUUUGAAAUUGUUUUCACUGCCAAAAUUGCUUUGAUUUCUUUGUGAUUAUUUUUCUAUUGUAAGAAAGAUACUAGUACAGUCAUGUUCACGCAUUUUUGCAUCUAGAAUUCUUUGACAUAUUUUUGGCUAUAAUAACUUAUUUGUAAAAAUCUAAAACGCUGGAAAAAAUUCCGAAUUCAUGCCUUUCUGUCAGUUUGCAAUUAUUCUUUCGCAAUUGCUCUGAUUUUAGUUUGUUGCAAAUCUAUCUUCGGGAAUAGAUUUCUAUUCCUGAGAUCUCGAAUAACGUAACUCUCGUAAACCGGAAUUAUUUCACCUCGGAUUGCCUAUCGUUUUCUUAAAUCUGACACGUGCUACACUGUGACCAUGGCACAAAACGUAUAUCGACGAGAUCAAUAAGCAGCACACGCCAAAAUUGGUGUGUCGCUGUUUUCAUAUAUUUCCCGAGGCAAAUAGCAAACUUGUUAAUCUGAUAUUUAUGUAUUUUACAACACUCGUUUCCUUCCUAUUCUUUACUUAUACCUUACUGUACAUAUACUUCUACUCUUUAUCCUAAUACUGUAAAAUAACUUUCAAGUGUUCAAGCAUCUCGUUAAUUUGCGUACUUCGUUAGACACGGAACAUUAUUGGGUAAUUUUAUAAGAAUUUCUAGCUACGUUUUUUAAUAGGAUAAAUAUAUUAAGUUUAAUAGAUAUUAUAAACGAUAUUAAAUACUGUCUCGAGCUGAUAUUUUUAUUUUCAAGCGUGUAGAUUUUUAUUUCAAAGUAGCCAGAGUCAGUUGGUCCAGGUCAUUCCAAUUGGCGAGUGUCAAUUACUUUGCACUUGUUAGUCUUCGUUUCGUUCUCGAUUCGUUGUAGCAUUCGUCAGUGCACGAAUUGCCUGAACGUUAACUCUUACCCACGUUUAUUCUAUGAAUAUCACGGUGUUUAGUUCCACGUGAAAUUGAAUUAAGUUCCCAUAUAAUUCGAUUAAAAUAGUUCGAUAUAUAGUCAAUAAAGGUGUCGCGGUUAUCGAUCGCUGAGCAAUUUACACCAUUGAUUAAUAAUACGAUAGUAAUCGACCAAUAGAACAAUUUCGCCAUGGAAAACAUUUAACUGUUUGGCACUAAUGGAAACGCGAUGCGUUCAAAACUACCCAUUUCUACAAAGUGAACAUGUAUGCCUAAGAUAUACACACACCUACGUAACGUGGAUGAAUUAUGGGUGUUUGCCCAUUUAAAAGGCAAUAUUUUUCUUGGAACGAUCCUCGAUCGUAUAUAGACGGAAUGCUAUUGAUAGUAUUUGUACGAUAGUUAACGAUUUUUAUCGCGUACCUUCGAACGCCAGUACAGCUUCAGAGGAACUUUAAAGAUGGUGCAAAGAAUCGUAUUUACGUAAUAUAAUUACCGUGACAACAGUUUCGUUUUUCCAUGUAAUCUUCGACAAUGUAUACGCUUUAACGAUCGUGUAAAAUUUAGCUUGAUCGUAAUCUGUAAUUUUCUGUCUCUAUGACGAGUGUGCGUUACAUAGCAGAUUCGAUUUUCUUUUACUACGAUUUUUCCAAUCAAAUUAUUUCCACACGAUUGAUAAAGUAUUAAAAUGUACGAGGAAAACUAUCGAGCUUUUGAAAACGUAUUAAAAGCUAUCUAAAAUCUCCAAAUUUUAUCAUCAGCACGUCGAAUAGACAAUUAUUCUUCGUAACCGGGAUCGUUGUUAAUGAUACAUUAACGACUCAUUGGUAUUUCUAGUACUCACGACUCAUUAGUAUUAGCUUCUGUAAUAAAGUCAACAUCCUCAAGAAUGUCUGCAAUAUCUUGCAUACUUAUAUUUUCUGUUUUAUCCCGUUACUCGUUAGAGCGAUCGGUAUGAUCUUUCGGUUUUCUGGUUCUACUGGCGCUCAUGAUUUUCAUGUAGAAACUGUAUUACGAAACACAAAUAUCUAAAGUAAGAAUGAUCGUAUUAAAUUAAGAAAGAGAUUUCUAAAUCGUAUUAUACACACUACCGUCACGUCAGCGGAGAGGGGAUGGCGAUUUCGCAAGUUGAGGAUUGUCGUUAUAGGUAACGAAGCUUCAGUUAGAUCCGAGUUACUUAAUUUCGGAAUAUUUCGUUUUAAUUUGCAUUCUAUGUCUCGCGCGAUAAAUACGAUCGUCGGUCGUGUUCGUCGUCUUUUUAUCUCGUAAAUUAAAAUAAUACCUUGAAAAUUAAGUAAAGUAAAUCGAUGGAAACUCUUGUGGACCUCACAAAUCCCAAUGAUUCCAAUCAAGAGUUAAAUUAAAAAUCUGUAAAAUAUGGAAACAAGGGAAGGGAUAACGACAAGUAUAUAAUAACAAGUUCAAUAUGCAAUAAGUGUACGUUCAAAGGAAAAGAUACUAAUAUAGAGAAAAAAAAAAAGAAAUUGUACGUAGGUAACAUAGUAUUGGAGGAUGUAUUGUUCGUGUUAGAAUGACUAGCUCUGUCGAAGCCUCUGUAUUUAAUAUCGGUGUGACUUUACCUUUCUUUGGCACCCGAUAAAGAAAGAGGCGGUUCUGCUACAGCUUAGAAAGUUUCUAAUAUUAGGUGUGACAAACUAGCGAUAGGUAUUUUAUUUGUUUCCGCCUAGAAGCUUCCUAAGAGCUUGACUCGACAAGUUCGAGGUGCUGGAACUUUCAAAUAUUCUUGAAAGCCGCGAAUUUAGUGGAUUCGAAAAUUAACUUCGCUCUCGACGACAUCGUUUGAGAGACUUUGAGAGGACGACGCGUCCCUUUCCUUGCAACUUUUUUUGUAGUUUUUAUUAUUACACGUAGAUAAACAUAGAGGCCUAUCGCGUGUGCAACUUGUUUCGAAAUUAUUGGUAUAGAUUGCCAAUAUAAGGCAAUAUACCUUUCGAGAAAGGUUGCUAUGGAGAGCGAGUAAAAAGUAUUUAUUUCUUAUUUAUAGGUAUGUCGUUAACGCGUAUCUAUUUCUCUCUCUACCUUCCUUUACCAUCUUUCGUCAUUUAUAAAAACGUGGUCGAAAUUGAAUACUUAAUAUACUGUUUUUUAAAUUAUAUAAUCGAACAAAUAUUUUAUCGAGAUAAAUAAAUCUUUGGAAAUAACGACGAUUGUAUUGUGCAUUAUAUAACAAUACAUCGAUAAUUACAUUAUGCGAUAAUGUAAUUCAAGGUAAAUAAACCGGUGGGAAGAUUAAGUUGAUCUAUGAACCUAUUGACGUUGAAAAAUCUUUUUACGUAAACCUUUUUACACAGUCGGUCAAUCUGUACUUAUAAUUCGAAGCCUCGGUGCAAACUUCUAGUGUAUUUGUGCUUUUGCUACUAUCUUCCUAUCCGUCAGUCGGUAACUUAGUAAUAAUUUAGUAAUAAUAACGUUAAGUCAUUGUUUGGCGGCUAGCGACUCAGAAACGUUUUUAUCGAAUGUUUGUACGAUUUGUACGAUUGAUUCCAUUCGAAACUUACACUCGAUCGUAUCGAACUCUCGAGAUCUGAAACUACAUGUCUCACGCGUUCAUCCACUCGAAUAAACAACUUCUCUAGUGCAGUAAUUGAAGCACAUGUAUAUGUAUAAAAAAAAACAUUAUCUUAUCUCGGAGAUCGAUAAAAUAUUCAGUUGGAAAAUCGACUAAUCCACGGUGUUAGCAAUUUCGUACUUUUCGAAUCAACGAUUGUAAAUCGUUCUAUCAGAAGAUAUCGAUGAGCUCUCAUAACCUCGUGUACAACAAUCGAAUAGAAUUACUCGAUCGAUGAAAUAUCGAACGUCGUGUUAUCGAUGUGAAAAAUAGAUAGACUCGAGAAGCAAACGCCGAGAACUUACGUAUGAGUAUUUCUGAUACUAUGAGAAGUCAAGGACCGUAGGGAACACAUAUAAUCACAAAGAUACAGAGAGAAUCUGUAAUUCCUGAUUAGGAAAGAAGGUAGUAAAGUUUAGUUACUUCGAUGUUAGCGAUAGUUCGCAAAGAUUCGAAAGAGAUAAUAGUCGAGUAGAGUUGUGAACGAGAAGACGAAGUCGAUAAUUAGUAACGAUUAGUAAACGAUUAAUAGAUAAAUAACAUAUUACACGUACAUAUGCAUAUACAUAUAUGUGGACAUUUACGUGAGUAAUUCGUAGUAAAACGUCGGAAACGGACGAUUAGAUAAAUUAGAUGAUAUUUGUACGCGUGUACAAGGAAAGGAAAAUUUGUGAAAUUCGAAAUAGCCGGUGAACACGGCGUUUAGGGAAAUUUCGCUGUUAGGAGACGGACAAAUCUUAGAUAUCGUUUAAUAUUCGAUGUCAAACCUCUGGCGAGAUUCGCUACUUUGCCGCUGAUACUCGAGUCACUGUUUGCUCGUUGAUGCAUCUAUUAUCGAGAACUCUUUGGAGAUUAUCGACGCUGACGAGCAACGAUGAGUUAGUUCAAAUUCUUAGUAUAAUUCUCCGCUAAUCCUAGACGCGUAUACUAUAAUUUUUUAUUCGUGCAAUACGCGUCGAUGGGAGUGGUGCGUUUAAUUGUAAAUAAUCGGAGCGAUCUUUUUUCGACGUUUCUCUCGUUCGAGAGAACGUUAAAAAAAUGAAAUUACGCGACAAUUAUACGCGUUUCGUCAACGAUCCUUCCUCGUUUCUUUUUCGUUUGUCUCUUUGAUUUUAUCGCCUGUGGUAUUCUUUUUUUUUUGUUUUUUUUGUUUUCUCUUUUACUUUUUACUUUUUUUUAUAUAUAUAUAUAUAUAUCGACUUAGCUUAAGGAUUUCAUAUUUACGAUAAUUCAUAGAAUAAUUCCUUGAUAGGAUAUCGUGUUAUUGUCGAUCAAAGAAACACGUUAAAACUGAAAUAUUUUCCUUCGUUUUCGUUGCUUAACAACAAUGAACAAAACGGAAAUACACGUUUCGCAUCUUACCGAUGUUUCAAACGCAUUUUGCCAAAGUUUUAUUCCUGCUUUCCUUCGUUAAUCGAUUUAGCUAAUUUACUGUAUUUAAUCGGUAUAGGUAAUUAUAUUAGAAAAGUUAUAUUUAUUUUCCUUUCGAUUAUACCAGUGAUGAUUGUUUGAACGUUGUUUGCGCACCGUAACACGUCACAUAUCGAUGAUUGAUGACGAGUGUCAGCGUUGUCUUGCCAGUAGGUUGAUGAUUAACGUAAUUCUACUUGUUUCGCGUUGAACGAAAAAAAAAAAAAGAAAAAAAGAAAAAAAGAAAAACAGAAGAAAAAGGAAGGAAACAAGUAAAACGCAAUCGUUGAGAAUCAUUCGUGUCGUUAAAAGGAGAUAUCACAACUAUUGAUAGAUUUAAUGCAAAUGGAUAAUUAUAUAUCUUCUUGUCUAUGGGGUCGGGGCUAAACGAUAAAUGGAAGACGAUUCAGAAAAUUCGUUUCUUUCUUCCGUUGAACGUAUUGCAAAGGAACAUUGUCCGCGUAGUAACACUAGAAAGUUUUCUAGCUUAAUAAUGCUUUCGCGUAAGCGACGAUAAUAUUCUAUUCCAACGCGUUCGACGUUAUUAGCCGAAGAAACGAAUUUUUCAAUUUCACGUUUUCUCUUCGCUUUCGAGCUACUAUCGCGAGAUACUAGCUUUAUAUGAUGUAUAUGUAUAUAUGAUGGACAAACAGAGAAAAAGAAAAAAAAUGGACACAAUCGUAUGCAAAAUUGCAUAAGUGGUAAGAGCAGUGAAGGAUUGUCGCUUUCGCCGCUAAUAUCUAAACUAUGGAUCGCUGCUACGGAUCCUCAAUCAAAUUCAGCGAUCGAAUGUCGCAAUCAUCGGUACGCUUCAGUGUCCAGGAAAAUGAAAAAACGAGGGGGGAGUGGGGGGAUGAAAAAAAACGAAAAAAAAAAAAAGAGAAGACAGAGGAGGAGACGUAUAAAAUAAAAGCAGCGUUGUAUCGCCGAUGUUUAGAAUGUUCAGCGAGUAAUUUAGAUCGCAGGUUGAAAGUUCUCAGGGAAAUGCAACCAGAAGAGAGGCACGUAAGCAUAAGAAAUGCUCGGCCUGAUCGAUAUUCUUUCCUGGUGCUGACGAAGGAUCUCGAUAAUUGGAGAAAAUCUCAAUGAAAAUGUGACGAGGCGGCUGUUACUGAAAUUUCAAUGGAAACAAAAACAAUUCCACGUAACUGAGUCAUCGAUAUAAAAAUCAAUUCUCGGAACGUUCUUCGUAUCCUGAGUUUUUCCACCUUGGUCAUUUUUGGUGACGCCAGAAUGAGACGUUCCACGAGGAACGAACGUUGAUACCAACGGGAGAACCGAUAUUCUUGGUCCUAACGCUCUCUACUAUAUCAUUGCCUCGUUAUUUCUCACUGCUACUCUUUUCUACUUUUUUAUAUUUUACAUGGUUUACACGAUAGAACAGAUUUUGUACGUUGUAAUAUUUCUUAACGGUUACACAAGAGCGAUCGAGACUACGUAAACCGAAGAUAGUUACGAGAGACAUGGAACAUUCUGUUUCGACGACACGAUUUCUCAUAACGAAUUGUCGAGAUCCUUCGGGAUCCAGCUUUUCGCCGCCUCAUCGAACGAGAAAAGGAAGUGCGAUCUCCUGGCCAUCAUAUUAUACGCGUAGGUUCGUUCGUUCGUACGAAGACAAUCGUUUUACUUCGAAAAGUAAAAAGAAAAAAAGAAAAAAAGACAAAAAAGAAAACAAAAAAAAAAAGGUAUUCCAAACUUCAGGGUAACGGGUCAACGAUGGUCGAGUAUUAUCGAGAAAUUAAACAAAUAAUGAAAGAGAGAUAAUAAUUAAACAAAUAAUAAAGAUGAAGUCUAAAUAAACAUCGACAUCGCGAAGAGAAUACUGCUUGGUUUGCGGACCAUUAAAUACCAAAUACUAUACAACGAUCGCGUUACAAUAGUUAUUUAACAUAGAUUUGCAACGCUAGGGAGGAUAGCGACGGUUGAAGACGAUUUCUCCUUCAUCGGAAUAAAGUCUACUUCGACGAGGAAGCGUGAUCGAAAUCCAAACGCCGGAUUUCUUUACCGUUUUUGCGGUUGUCGGUUAGUAAAUUUGAUUGAGGACGUCAUUUGUAAGGAAUCACCUGUAGAUUCGCGUGCGUUUCUCUAGUGGUAACUCGAAGAUCGAUUAGCUUUUUCUUACUAGCACAUUUUUCCUAAUAACGAUCAAGGUAGAAACGAGAGAGAAAGAGAGAAACAGAGAGAGAGAGAGAGAGAAUGCGAGUUCGGUCUUAGAAAACUCGUCGCGCAAAUCGAUCCUGGAUACUGUUACAGACGUACGGUCUGGAGGGGGGUUUUAUUUUUUUUUCUUUUUAAGAAAAAGAACUUGACCUUUUACACGGCUGCAAAAGUUCCUCGAUCGCGAAAGAAGACCUCAAUUCGGUUUUUCGUUUCUUCUAUUUUCCUCCGUUCGAACCUAAGCGAAAGAAAGAAUUUCACUUUUCAUCGCCGCUUAUAAGAUUCUUGUACUUCUGACUGUUUCUAAAGGAUCGCAAAUCCGGUAUCGACGCUCUUGAAGAAGAAUUUUGAGUGUCUUAUUUUUAGACGUACAUCUCAGAAAGGUUGGGCAAAAAUUUCGGCGUAAAUGCGUAAGUCAGAGCGCGAAAGGAAGUAUUUAUGUAAAUAUAUGUGCAUGAAGGAAUUCCAAAGUACUUUGGAGGUGUUCCGCGUAAGUUUCGAUACACGCGUACACUCUAUUUUACUAUCAGUUACCAUAAGAUUUUCAGAGUCGCUUAAAGAUGUUUAAAGGACGGAAAUUAGCACAAAUAUUUUUACUAAUCUCUUAUCUUCGUUGUAUUUACUAUUAACGUUAUUACUAUUUUAUUUAUUUUUCGCUACAGUCUCGCUAUUUCGAUGUUUGCGAUAUUUGAUCUUAAUGCUACGUUAAAUUAUAUUUAUAAAGAUACGUAUUUCUAUGAACGUAUUUUCUUAUUUUAACAUGUACAACAUGUAAAAGUGGUUUACAAUUUUUGUCCAACUUUUUUGAAACGCCUCGCAGAGAGGAAUAAUUAUUUUUCGCGUAACGAUCUCAGUGAUUUUUAUUAGCUACGAAAAAUUUCACUCGAUCACUACACUAGUCUAUCAUCGCUUACGUAGCUUCCAUAGGCCGAAAUACAGAGCUCGAUUUUAUCGUGUUUCGAACAUAUCGGAAAAUCCUCGGAAUUCGCGUGCUAUCAAGGUUGCACUUUGCUCGUGAAGCAUCGCAUAAUCUCUUGUCACUUGCCACGAAGAAAAGAAAUACGCAGCAGGUGCAGAACGUUUCGGGUCUAAUUAUUUGCUCACGCGCGUACGUACACGCGGCAGACGUUUACUAUUCGCCUGCGAUUCCAUUACGACGGAUGCUCGUCGAAUUUUGAACGUCUCGCGUGCUACACGUGGAUACGUGUCACAGACAAAAACAAAGUGCAGAUUUUGUCAUGACGUUCGAUCAUAGAACGCGAAUCUGUGCUUCGAUGUACGAGCCCCGAGCGAUUAGAAUUAUGUCGAGCCGUUUACACUUAAAUAGCGAAUUCUGCUAUCUCGCGCGGUGCUUAAAAUUUGACUGAACAUUAACAUUGCGUCCAUGUGUAUCAAAUUUUAAGCAAACAAAGUAUCACAACGUAUGUAGAUAAUAUCGCGGAAGAAAUUAAACGAAAAAAAAAAAAAGUAAGAGAGAGAAAGAUAUGUAAUGGAAAAAUAUAUAAGCGUGGUCGAACGAGGAGAUGAAAAAUAAAAAAAAGAAAGAACAGUGCUCAAAUCUUAAAUGGCUAUGCGUCUCGGCGUGCAUCAAUUUUUAACAAGUCAUGCGUGCAGAACAUUAUACAUUCACACAUAUACACACACGUACGUACAUACAUACGCUAAAGACUGUAGAGAUUCUUGAAAAAAAACGACGGUAACUCCCACCUUCUGUAAACUGCACAAAAUAAUUUUUUUACGGAUGCAUUAAUAUUCGUGUAAAUGUGUUGUUAUUUACGACAGUGCCAGCGAAUCGCAAAACACGAGAAAGAGGAGGAAAAAGAAAAGAUACGUUCAUUCACUCUCGUCGUCGUUUUUUCGCAAGCGAUCGUGUACGUUUGCCUAUACCCGAUGAAUCUUUAUAUUCGUUACGCUUAACUCGUAUCAACGUUGUGUUACUCUACGACUGUUUUUUAAAAGAGAAAAGGUUCGUGUCAGGAGACUAAUUGCGAUAAAGUACACUAUAUACUGCCGGAAAAAAAAAGAGAGAGAAUCAUUAACCGAGGUAUAUCAUCAAUAAUUUUAGCCCAAGCGAUGACGCUCGAUUCGCAGAUGUUGUAUGGGACGAAUUAGAACAAUGGUACAAUAAAAGUGGUUUUUACUAGAAUUCCAUUACAAAUUUCUUAUUUGUGUUCCCGAAAUCUCUCGGAUAAUCGAUUAAAUCUCAACUGAAGCGUUUUUGAUUGAUAUUAUUUACCGAUAUUGCUUGCAGAUUCGAAUAUUUUCAUAUUACUCGAGAAAGCAUUUUUUAACGACUUUUUCAAAUGUCACUUACUAGCAUACGGUUCUUCUUCUUUCUUUUUUUUAUUGCGUACAUAUAAACAAUUUAAGACCUUUAAAGCGACAAACAGAAAAAGAAACUUAUAAAUAUUAGAAAGAGAAGGAAAAGAAGAAACAAUUUGACCAAUUUUUAAUAUCAACGCGUACGCUUUUGCUUCAGCAUCGAUUAGUUUCGUAAUUUUCCGUUUGCGUUUGAGCUUAUUUCUCUCGUAUUAUUUGUUUACGUGUGACAAAACGAAAACAAAAGGUUUGCUCGAAUCGAAGACGAGGCAACGGCAAUAAUAAUGAUUGGCGCACGUGUCGUGUCUGAUCGACUCUCUAGCUUGUUCGUUUGUUCAACUUCUUCGAUGCUUUUGGGCUGUGAUUUUACAACGCUAAUAACCCAAAAAGGUCGCAUUAUUUAUUCUCAAGUGAAACUGAAUCGACAAUCCAACUAAAUCAGAGAGAACUCUUAAGGACUUUAAAACGACGUUUUCUUAUUAGCCCUUUCUUCGACGUUUAGACAAGAGAAUUCUUCGGCAUCCUUUAACAUAAGCGCCAGUGAAUAGAUGUUUACCGCGAUAACGUGGAUCGUACAGUGUUCCGGGUAAACGUAAUAGUAUAUGGAUGAUCGUGAAAAAAUUUGUCGGAAUGUGAGAAAAAAGGGACGUUGGAAAAUAUAAAGGAAAAGAACGAGGGCCAGAGCAGAGAAGCAAAUAGCGUAACAGAUGCGCGAGCUUGGAUAUGAGAGAGAAGGAAAGAAAAUUAAAUCUGUCGUUCUUAGUGUUUUUUAUAUAUAUAUUAUAUAUGUUUACGUUUCAAUGUACACUACGAAUCGUAUUAAUGAUACGUAUAUGAUAAUAUAACAAUAAUAUAUAUUAUAUACAUAUAUAUAUUAUAUAUAUAUAUAUGAAUGAUAUAUCGUUAAAUGGGCUGUGGUAGAAACCUUUAUAUACUUUAUACACCAGACGAGUCGGAUCCUCUUGUUUCGUUUGUCUUUCGAGAGAAAUGAACAAUUACUGGCUAUAACGGAAGGAAAUACAAAGGAAAAAAACAAGAACGAAACGAACAAAAUGAUCGAAAAGUAUAGAUAGAGGCAAGACGUAUAUGUGCACACGAGAAAGAGAAAGAAAAAGAGAGAUACGGCAUCAUUUUACAAAGACGCUUCAGUCGUUUGAGUGCGUAGCCACUUGUCCUAUAUUCUGUCACACAACGAUUACCUUGCACAAAAUGUACCUAAUUAUACUUAAAUAGUAGGAUCCGUCUUAAUGAUUGUCAAUAAUAUUGUACCUACCGUACCCGUGGACACGGGCAAAUUAUGAUAUUAGACUUUAAGGCUGUAAGGCGUAACUACGAUUAGAUAGAAAACCCAGUCGCUAAACAAACUGUAUAACUGUGAUGCACCUGCUUCGAAGGAAACUCCUCGAAUUCUGUAACGAGUAUAAAUGCAGAAUGCUAGUUUUCGUACUUAGUAAAAAAUAUUGUUGCGAUGCCCAUUGUUUUAGGUCUUUCCUUUCUCCUCUCCUUCGAAACUGUAUUUCUUUUCUUUCGUACUAGUUUAAUUUCAAGAGACAGACGUUUCUAAUGGAAACUGUUUGACCAGUGACUACUUAUAGCAUUGCAAAUAUGUAACACAUAACCUCUCUGUGUAAUAUUGACAUUUAGAAGCUUUUUUUGCGAUGUUGUUACCUGAAAGAAUACUUAGAUAAUAAUAUACAUUAAUUCUAGAGAAUAUUAGCGUUAAUUGUACGCACGAUGUUUUCCAUGACGUUGAGAAGAAAACUUCCGACGAGUUUUCGUAUAAUAUCGUUUUAAGGAAUCGGGCAUUAAUCGUUUUGUUGUAUCGAUAGAUUCGUUGUUCUUCUGUUUUGAUUAGUCUAAAAAAACAUACUUGUUCUUUUCUUUUUAAUCGUUUUGCUGUUUUCGAUUCUUAAAAAAGAAAAAAAAAACACGAAAGUAAGCAUGCACAAUCGCAAAUCCCUUCUAAAUUACUUCUCGUCGUAAAGUAAACGUAUAUAUCAUCUUCGAAGCAGCGUGCACGAAUAAUCGUUCAUAUGAAUGUCAUAGCCUUAGUUUCGCUAGUUGAGAAGAAGAAAGAAUGUUUUAGAUCCUUGCUCAAUAAAUAAAAUAUUAAUUUCGAUGUCACAAAUUAUAUACCGAUAUUAAUUUUAAGUUAGAUUCCCAAAGCAAAACAACGUCGACCAUUUUUGCGAAACGAAUCGAAUUGAAUAUACGUACAGUUUAACAUGUAAGUACACGUGCAUAGUAAUAUGCCUAAUAUGAGCAACGGAUUUUCGUAUUCUCGUUAUCGAUAAUUAGAUGAAUGAAGUAGUUGUCCGGUCGACAUCUAUCAACGAAUCGUUUCUUUCCGAUUUUUAAUUUGCGUAAUUCAUUCGCGUCAGCAUUUUCGAGUAAACGUCGCGAAGUUUGUCUUGCGUGCGUGUCUAAAAUUGCAUUCUUAAACUCGCGCCGAUUUCCGUCGAUUUCCGCUCACUCUUUCAAGAAAUGACAAAAAGGAUUCGCCGGAGGGUUCCAAACGAAACAUUUGUCUCGCAAAGUUGGACACACACAGGACCAUGUUUUCGUAAAAGUAGAGAUAAGACCUGAGCUUAAUGUAUUCUCUCGUGAAACCAUGUAUAAAACUCCUGUUUGUACCUUACUAGUUUACUAUGACGCUAUUAUAGAUUACGUAUAGAGGAAUUGAAAGUGAAAGAAAAAAGCGGUCGAAUAAAUAAGAUGAAAACAAGAGAGCGCGCGAGAGAGAAAGAGCGAACGAGCGAGCGAAAGAACGAGAGACAAAACAGAUAAAGAGAUAGGAAUGUUUAGUGUCCAUUUGAAGAUCACGUUAAGUCCUUUAUUUUUCGCUACGAAGCGACGAAAAAUUAGUGUUAGUAUAAUUAGUAACAAAAAAUGCAUAUAAUUAUCGUGCUUUCGCUUCGAGAAUGUUUCAUAAUUCUGAUUAGAUUGUUUUGUGGCGCAUCAAAUAUAACGCCGUUUGGUGAAAGACUAUAUCAGCAAGGCUGGUGAUUAGACUCCGAUUAGUUUCCUUCUUUAUGUUAAACAUGUUAACGGUUUAGCAAAUGUGUUUUACUGAAAGUGUCCUUCCUAUGUAAAUUUACUUGUUUGUCCUCAUAAAUUAUAAAUAAAUAAUAUCUUUCGUGUUCACGUA
This is a messenger RNA of Bombus huntii, 21836 nucleotides long. RefSeq names its product meiosis-specific coiled-coil domain-containing protein MEIOC-like. Lineage: Eukaryota; Metazoa; Arthropoda; Insecta; Hymenoptera; Apidae. Gene Ontology annotation, biological process: male meiosis I; mRNA stabilization; meiotic cell cycle. Gene Ontology annotation, cellular component: cytoplasm; nucleus. The transcript is spliced from 5 exons. The record is from RefSeq and is a predicted model, not a curated record. Bases 579 to 3083 code for a protein of 834 amino acids.